This is a messenger RNA of Felis catus (domestic cat), 7337 nucleotides long. RefSeq names its product pyrimidinergic receptor P2Y4 (gene P2RY4). The transcript has a single exon. NCBI's taxonomy places the organism in Eukaryota, Metazoa, Chordata, Mammalia, Carnivora, Felidae. Gene Ontology annotation, biological process: transepithelial chloride transport; G protein-coupled receptor signaling pathway. Gene Ontology annotation, cellular component: plasma membrane. The coding region runs from base 3889 to 5097 and encodes 402 amino acids. Gene Ontology annotation, molecular function: G protein-coupled UTP receptor activity; G protein-coupled purinergic nucleotide receptor activity. The record is from RefSeq and is a predicted model, not a curated record.
AGAGUUGGAUGCUUAACCGACUGAGCCACCCAGGCACCCCUGGAACAUACGUUAUUAUAACUUUACUGGGGAGGCUGCAGGAAAGACAGAGGUAAAACCAGGAGCUUUUCCUCAAGGAGCUCUGGGUCUGAUGUGAGGGUGGGAGAAUGAGGAGAUGGACAAAAAUACAAAUGAAUAUAAUUCUAUGCAGUUUGUGGUAUGUGCCAUAAUCUCAGUAGAAAUCAAAUGUGGUAUGAGUGUGAGAGAGACAUAAAUUUUGAUUAGAGAUCUGCAUGCUGUAGUCUUAUUGGUCAUUAUUAAUCAUUAUGCUUUUUUUGAGAGAGGGAGGGCACAAGUAAGUGAAGGGCAGAGAGAGUGAGAGAGAGAGAGAGAGAGAGAGAGAGAGAGAGAGAGAGAGAAAUGGGGCUCAUCUAAAACGGGGCUUCAUCUCACCCGAUAUGGGACUCGAGCUCAUGAACUGUGAGAUCAUGACCUGAGCGGAAGUCAUAUGCUUAACCGACUGAGCCACCCAAGUGCCCCAAUUAUUCAUAAGUUCUAAGUUAAAUCAUGAGAGUGGAUGUUGAGAGAAAGAGGGAGAGAGGGAGAGAGAAAUGGUAGAGUGAGGAGAGAAAGGAGAAGAGAAAGAGGGAGAGGAGAAGAGAGAAAAAGCUGUAGGGGAAGGGUCACAUAUGGAGGAAGGAGGAAAAAAAGAGCCAGGGAAGAAGUCAGAAGGGACAUCCAGAGGACUUAGGAGAAUCAGAGUAAUGCAAAGUCACAGAAACAAAAGUGAGAGGGAGUGUCAGAAGACUGCAGGUGUAGCCUGCAGCAUUUCAUAAGGCACAAAUCAUUCCUUUUGGCCCAGGUGAUGUUGGGGGAGGUCUUUUCCUGAAGUAGCCACUGGGCGGCAGCUGUGUCUAGGGACUAGCAGAAACCUAGCUGAGCUAAACCAGCUUGAAGCAGGAAAAGCAGCAAGCUGGCUCAGGUUGGGGCUUCUCUAGUGUAGAGGACGCUGGAGUGACCCCCUGGGUGUAUGCCAAGCCUCAAAUCACACUUAUUCUCCUCUGAAGAGAUCAGCUUCAUUCCUAGGAGCAAAGUAAUAAUACAAAAUACUGUAUGAUGAGAAACAUUUCAUGCUUUAUGAAGUGUUUUCACACCUAUUGACCCAUUCGAUAUUCAGGAAACCGUAAUAAGUUGGUGGCAUUAUCCCUAUUUAACUGGUGAGAAAACUAAGUUACAAAGAGGUGUCCAGCAUCACACAACUACUACGUGGAGAAACAAGGAUUUGAAUUCAUGUCAGUCUGGCUCCAAACACCUGGGCCUUUUCCACAAUAUCACAGCAGUCAGCUGUCCAGGACUCAAGCUAUGACUGCUUGUUCCUCCAUGCCUCCCUUUUAUCUACCCCCACCCUGCCACAGGGCAAAGAUCUCCAAGUUUCCCCUAUCCAGAUUUCUGGGCCUCCAGGAGAUCUAGAUCCUAGAUUCUAGAGCCUCCCUUGCAGGCCUGCCUCCUCCUCUCACUCCCAGAAUCCAUCUCGGCAACAUUCUCAGGACCUGAAGAUCAGGUUCAAAGUCCACAUUGCUUCCAGUUCCCUUCAGAGUGGAUUCUGCUCCAGACUGCACCCCCUCCCCAAGAGCACUCACUACUCACCUCAUCUUCUGAGUCCACCAGCCCCGAAGCUUGCCCCUGUGCCUAAGAACCCCAUAAUCCUGGAACCUUAGCCCCAGGGGUCCCAGAUCCAGAGCUCCUGACAAGUUGGCAUUCUCAGGCACUUAACCUUCAGACAACUAGGCUUGGUUUCUAUACUUUCUCUGUUGUAUUCAGACCAGGGUCUCCUGGAGUGAUAGAGAUGAGAGGUGAUGUGUAGGAAGGGGUAGAGCCUGUGAGGGAGGCCUGUCGGCUAGCAUCCUUGGAGAGAAGUGAACUGCCUCCUCUCCACCUCCUCUUAUGUGUGCAAUAGGUGUCUUGAAAUUGACAGGCUGAAAAAUGAACCCCCAGUCUUUCCCCAAACCUGCUUCUCUCAUAGCUUUUCCCAUCUCUGUCUACAGUAACUCCAUUCCUCCAGUUGCUCAGGUCAGAAAUCUUGGAGUCAUUCUUGACUCCUCUCUUUCUCUCACACCCCACAUCAGUAAAUCUUGUCUCUACUUUCAAAAUCUAGUCAGAGGGUGCCUGGGUGUCUCAGUCAGUUCACCUGAUUUUGGUUCAAGUCAUGGUCUCGCGGUUUGUGAGUUUGAGCCCCGCAUAGGGCUCUGUGCUUACAGAGGAGCCUGUUUGGGAUUCUUUCUCUCCUUCUCUCUCUGCCCCUCUCCUGCUUGCAUGUGCACACAUGCUCUCUGUCUCUCAAAAUAAAUAAAUAAACUUAAAAAAAUUCUAUAUAAAUCAGACCCCAACACUUAUCUCUUCUAAACCUUCAAAUGGCUUCCCAUUCACUGAAAGUAAAAGCCCAGUAGCCUUCACAAUGGUUUGCAAGAACCUUCAUGAUCUGGUCCCUGCCACACUCUCCGACCUCAUCUCUACAUGUCCCCUUCCUCACAACCACCUGGUCUUUAUCCAAAGUAGCCCUAAUAUUUAAAGCAGCAACCUUCUCUAUUCCCCAUGUCUUUUCUUCUCUAUUCCCCUUCCUGCCUUUAUUUUUCUCUAUAGCAAUGAUUACAAUCUAUAUAUUUUACUUGUUAAUUUUAUUUUCUUUUCCCUCCCACUAGUAUGGGAGUUCCAUUACAGUCAGAGUCUUUCUCUGUUUUAUUCACUACUAGUGAACUGCCAGUACCUAGAUCUGGACCAAGCACACAGUAGGGUCUCGGUAAACAUUUGUUUAUCGCUUUGCUGGAUUAUGGGCACUGGCUUUAGAGAGGCAACUAAGCAUAGCAAUUAAGUACCAGGAUGCUAGAGCCUGGUUCAAAUCAUGACUCUCCCCCUAAGUAGCAGAAUACAUUCUCCUUGCCUUAGUCUCCUCAUCAGCACAAUAAUAGUACCUCUUUUAUAGAGAAGUUGUUGGGCCAUCAAUAAGUGUAAAGCACUUAGAAUAGUGUCUUGCACAUGGUAAGUGCUAUAGAAGCAGUGUUUAUAAUUGUAUGCACCUGGAGUUAAGAUUUAUAUCAGUAGUAUAGAUUUUCCCAAAUCUUUUCGUGUGUUAUCUUGCAUUUGCCCACGUUAACAUUCAUUCAUUUCCCAUGUUUCUCCUCACUUAACACAGAUUGAUAUGAUUUACCUGUAGUUGUAGUCAUCUCCUGUGGCCUGGCUCUUCAUCUAUAAACUUGGAUGUUUCCUUGUGUACUCCCUCUUAUAGUCAUUUAGAAACUGUUAAAUAGUAAUCUUGCUGGGCCCCAGUUUCCCAAUCUGUACAGUGAGUGGGUUGGACUAGAUAAUCUCGAUGGGCCUUUCUAGCUCUGACAAUCUCCCGGGACAGGACGAAGGACAGGCUCCACCCCCAAACCCGCCCUCUUGGAUAUGCCCUCUGGCUGCCAAGGGGAAAGGUGACAGAAUCAGCUGGGCUCAGCUUCAAGGGGACCAGGUAGGAGACAUGCCAAGUUUCUUGGGUGAGGGUGGCGAUGGGGUACCUGGGCUGGACCAGGCUGGGGGAAGGUGUCAGAAGUAACUGUUGUGUGGAGACACUGGGAGCAGGGUGAGGGGAAAGGUCAUGGCACCAUGGGGAGAAAUGUUGUAAUGGGCUAGGACACAACUUGGGUCUGGGCAUCUUCCCACAUUGGACAGUCCUGCUAGCCCUCCACCCCUUCAGCUAGCCAAGAUCUGGAGGACAGAGUCAGCUGCAGAAUGAGAACAACCCAAGCUCACUGCCUGCCCUACGAGGCCCAGCACUGCCUGCUGCCCACCACUCCAGGCUAGACCAAGGGGGCUUGGGCAGAGGCCAGGCUAGCCUGGGUGCACCCAGAUGUACUCCUUUUGCUACCCCUAAUGCUUCAAUCAUGGCCCUUCUCAUUCUCUGCUUUCCGGCCUCAGGGCAGAGCUGGGAGGCCAGGAAAUCCAGCCACCCUCACUUCUUCCCUUUCUACCUCUAGGGGGACCAUGGCCAGUGCAGAGUCCCCUCUGCUCACAACCCUAGUCCCCAGCCCGGAUCCUGGUGACAGUGAGGUAGAGCUGAACUGCUGGUUUGAUGAGGAGUUCAAGUUCGUCCUGCUGCCUGUGAGCUACACAGUUGUCUUUGUGUUGGGCCUAGGUCUCAAUGCUCCGGCCCUCUGGCUCUUCCUCUUUCACCUUCGACCAUGGGAUGCAACGGUCACCUACAUGUUCCACUUGGCCUUAUCAGACACUUUGUAUGUGCUGUCACUACCCACCCUCGUCUACUAUUAUGCAGCCCACAACCACUGGCCCUUUGGUACUGGGCUCUGCAAGUUCAUCCGCUUUCUCUUCUAUUGGAAUCUCUACUGCAGUGUCCUUUUCCUCACCUGCAUCAGUGUGCACCGCUACCUGGGCAUCUGCCACCCACUGAGGGCACUCCGCUGGGGCCAGCCUCGCUUCGCAGGCUUUCUCUGCCUGGCAGUUUGGUUGGUUGUAGCCGGCUGCCUUGUGCCCAACCUGUUGUUUGUCACAACCAGCCCCAAGGGGGACACCAUCCUGUGUCAUGACACCACUUGGCCUGAGGAGUUUGACCACUAUGUGCACUUCAGUUCAGCAAUCAUGGGGCUUCUCUUUGGUGUGCCCUGCCUGGUCACUCUUGUCUGCUAUGGGCUCAUGGCCAGGCGCCUGUACCGGCCCUUGCCAAGGACUGCCCAGUCAUCUUCUCAUCUGUGCUCUCUCCGCACCAUCACUUUGGUGCUGACCGUCUUUGCUGUCUGCUUUGUACCUUUCCACAUCACCCGCACUAUUUAUUACAUGUCAAGGCUGCUGGAAGCUGACUGCCGCGUGCUGAACAUUGUCAAUGUGGUCUACAAAGUGACUCGGCCUCUGGCCAGUGCCAACAGCUGCCUGGAUCCUGUGCUCUACCUGCUCACUGGGGACAAGUAUCGCCGUCAACUCCAGCACCUCUGCAGUAGUGGUGGGCCCCAGCCCCGCAUGCCUGCCUCCUCCCUGGCGCUGGUGUCCCUGCCUGAGGAUAACAGCUGCAGGUGGACAUCCACCCACUGGGACAGUGGCUUCCCUACCUCUGGGGCAAAUAGACUGUAACACUGGGAGCCAGAAAGUAGGAGGAAAAAGGAUGAGUGCAGGGCAGAGGUGAGGGAACUCAAUAGUUACACCCAAUAUGGCUGCUUCUUCCUCUUUUCCAGGUUCUGGAGAGGCCAACACCCUGAGGAUUGAGAGGAACCGGGGAAAUCAUGUGUGACUCCAUCUCUCAUAAACCCUUUAGCCGCUCUCUCCUUUUUAGCCAAAGACAAUAACAGCCACUCUUCUUUCUCUUUGUUUCUGUCUCCUUCCUGUAUCCAUUGGUCCUGUCUCUUGAUCAUACAAGGCUUCCUAAAAAUCUCACCCAGUCCUCUUGCCUCCUCCCUUUUCCCACAUAUAUUUGUAUAGCAUGUGUUCCUUCAACCAGACCAGAGCAUUAGACUGAAGAGGUGGAGAAGUGGGAUAACCUCAGGAUUGGUCUGAUUUAUCUGAUGGUGAUAGCCAGAAUCAGGAGGUGGGGGCGCCAGCAUAUCACAGAUGCCAAGGAUGUGGCAUAUGUAGUGCCCACACCCACUUCCUGGUUUCCUCUGAAAGACAGCAUAGUCUUGCCUACUGAAGUGCUGAGAUAGGGCUCAAUCUCAGGUAACCUGCAUGUCGGGGUCCCCACAUGCAGCUGGAGGCAUGGCACUGUUGAACUGGUAUAUAGCCACGAGGCAGAGAGGGAGCCCUGAGUUUUACCAUGGGGUGGGUAUCUUGCCUCAAGGGGCAGGGCCCAAGUCGAUGACAGCCUUUGGAACAGGACCUCCUUUAUGAUGUUUGCUGAGAGCAUAUUUGACUGUUAUCCUGUACUUAAUGAAAAGUACAGAGGAUGGCUUAGAAAGAGAUGGGGAAGCUCUCAUAUUUGUGACUGUAACUUCCAGCAUGAAGAGGUAGAGCAGGUUUGUGCAGAGUUUGGGGUGGUGGCAGGAUUGACGCCCAGAGCUGGCUCUUCACUGGUUUCUCCCCUUUCUCUAGCUCCUGCCCUAGGUGAAUAAUAAAUCUGUCACCAACUCUUUCAUAUCAGGCUUUAAGGCUUCACUGCCAGGGCAGAGCAUGGGGACUAGGACAGCUCCCUUCAGAGCCUCCCAUCCAGUUAUUCCCCCCUAGCACCAUCUUGGUGCUUAUGGGCUUACAGGAGUCGGGGGGUGGGUACAGAACUUGGGCAGCUAACCCCCAAACCUCAGGAAGUAAGAGUGUCUAGGCAGCCAUUCAUAAGAAAGGAGGGCUCACACUUCUAGGCACCCCCACUCUGAAAUUGCCUUCUAGCCCACUGGUCCUCUGAGUCUCCAGCCUGACUUUUCUUUUGCCCCACUAUUGCUGACCUGUAUCGGAUCUCUUACUUGUCUAAGGGGUCUCUAUGGAGAGUAAGGCUGAGGCUAGUCUUCAGAAAAAAAAAUGACUUCAAUGCCCCUGAGUCUCCCUUUGCAUCCUUCCACGUGCUCCCUCUUUCUGCCUGCUACCCAUGACUCUUUCCAUUAGGAGUAAAUGGACUGGCCUUUUCUUUACUAGUUUUGCUGUCUCAUGGCCGCUUCCUAGACUGUUACAUAUCUCGUUUUUCAUCUGUACUCUUUCUUUUAUUCCUAUGACCAUACCCUCCUUGCCCAUCACCUCUCCUAUCCACUGACUCCACCAAGUAAAGCUGCUUUCUCUAUCACAACUACCCAGUCUCCUCCAUUUCUCCAGUACAUUUAAUUCCCAUAUGUUUUAUCAAGACUAACUGCCCAGACUUUGUGGUCUGCUACUUUCAGGCUGUCUUCCCUUAUACUCUAGUUAAACACAUUUUCACCUUGGGUCACUUUUCUCCUCUCUCCUAUACUGGAGUAGAUUGCAGAUGAAGCCAGUGGCUGUUUUGACCCACUGAAACUUUAUGUCUUGGAACUUCAUCUAAACCCCCAUUUUUGUUAGCCUGCUGAAUUCCUAGUGAAAAUCCCAGAGCAAGUGUUUCUUGUAUUUUCCACCUUCUCAAGGCUCCAAUUUCGUCCUACCCUAUGACCUUCUAAGAGUUACCUUGCUUCUAAUGAAACUGAGAAGAUCUAAUACCUUAACUUCUUUCUGCUUCAUUCAUGAUAACUCUACUUUUAUAUCCAUCUUGCCUUUCUUCCUUUCUUCCCUGUAGACCCCACAUAAGAGGUGGCUCUCUUACUUUUUCUUUUGUUUAUCUCUUUUCAUCACUUUUAGUCUUUCCAUAACUGAUUUCAUCCCAUAUUAAAAAAAUUUUUUUUCAACGUUUAUUUUAUUUUUGGGACAGAGAGAGACAGAGCAUG